AUGAAGAGGUCAUUUUCUGAAGAUACAAAUCCGGACCAUGAUUUACUACAUGGAUCUACUUCACAAUUGGAUUCGACUCCCCCGAUCAGUAAACGUUUAAUUUCAGCUGCAUCAGAGCCUAUAUCAUUCAUCCGAAUCUCAUCCUUGGAGGAACUUGAUAAGAGAGCAUUACAGCUUCAAAAUAAAAAACUAUGGGAAGCAUUGAUGGAACGUCGAGCUGCCAUUGCUGAAUUGAAGGAACGUAUUGAACACCUGGAAAAUCGCCAAACUAAGGAUGAUGCUUUACUUUGUGUAGUCAAUCGUUACUGGAAUCAGCUCGAUGAAGAUAGCUUGAUUAUACUUCAGCGUUUUGAUUCGGAUGCUGAGGAAGAAAUUUCAACAUCUACAGAAUCAUUUCUCAAACAAUUGGCUUCAUGGGACAAGGAAGAAGUUCCAGAAAAGCUCCAAGAACGAGUGCAUUUUUCCAAGCGUAUUAUUGCACGCCUCUUAUCUGCCUAUGAAAAAAUGGUUACUCACCAGUUUCGUUUGCGUCAACUGCUUGGGAACACUACUGAAACCGCAUCAGUUUCUGUUGGAUCUGAAAUUAGUGAUAAUAUUUUACCUAUUCAUUCCAGUUCAUCGGCUCCUUAUGGCACACAAAACUCUAAUUCUGAAGGUAACAAUCAAUCAACUAGUUCAUCUCAGGAGCCUGCUUCAACAAUGUGCAGCAGAUCUGGUGCAGUAGAUUUGCACGAGGAAAUAACACUUUUAAACAAGGAAAAUCUUCGUCUCCAAAGCCUUUGUACAAAUUUGCAUUCUAAACAUCGACAAAGUAGUCUUCGCCUUCGUGAACUACAAGACUUAGCUCAGACGAAUAGUGACGCGUCAGCGGAAUGGCAAGCUAAGUAUGAGGAUUUAGAUUAUAAACUUGCGGAAGCAAUGAAACAAGUUACGCGUUUAGAUCAUCGUCUGUAUGAAGCUCAGGAGAAGAAUAAAAAAAUGGAAGUUGAAUUAUCAGCUCUCAAAUGCUCAGACUCUCCAGGUCGUGAAGAUCCUUCAAAUAUUGAUGGAUCAAUUACACGGAAUAAAUAUAAUGACUUGGCUUGUGAACUGGAAGAGUACCGUGAGUUGGCAAAUAAUCGUAUAAAUGAAUUAGAGCGCCUUCAACGUCACUUGGAAGACAAAGUUGCAGAAUGUGCUUCAUUGAAUAUGCAAUUAAGAGAUAUUCCCGAGCAUAUUAUUACAGAAUCUCCUCAAUAUUUAUCCUUAAAAACUCAAUUCAAUAUUCUAUAUAAUGAAGCUAUCCAACUAAGAAGUCAGUUAGAGGAAGCUAGAAGUACUAUUCAGAAUAACAGGCAUAAUCAUCUGAAACAGAUAGAAGAGAUGGAGGCAAAUGAAGCAGCUAUACAGAAUCAGAUGCGAUCUGAAAUGCUUCUAAUUGAAGGGCAAUACUCUCAACUAAGACACAAAUAUGAAACUAUGGAAUUGGAUUUCAAGCAAGCAUUGACGCAUAAUGAACAAGCUGGUCCUAUCAGUUGCGAAAUGCGUAGUCUAAUUUCCACACUCCAAACACAAAACAAACAACUAAAAGCUGAAGUGACUCGUUAUCGUAGAAAAUGUGAAGAAACUGUACAGGAACGUGAAAUGAUACGUGCGGAUUUGAAAUGUACAGAGGAUGAGUUAAUUCGUGUCCGUACGGCGCUUUCUGAGGCAACUGCAGCUGUUAUUACUGCAUGUGAAAAGUCAGAUCAGUCGACACCAUCAACCCCCCAAAGCUCAAAUCUACCUCAGACUUCAGUAACAAUGCCAGAUGUUGGAUCACCAACUGCUGAUCCAGAAUUGAAAGCAAAAAAUUCAACUCCUAUAAAAGUGGAGGAAAAUGUUAAGUAUAGUUCUCCAAGUUCGUCUACUGCUCGAUCUGGCACAGUCACCACUUCAGCAAGCUCUCAUGUCAAUGGAAGUGCUCCCGAAAAAGUUUUGAAAACUGAAUCUACUCCCGACUUUCGUUGUAAUGUCUCGUGUUCUUCGCCGUCCAAUGAGAUUAUUCGUGAUUUAAAAGAACAACUGAAGCGUUCACAAGAAUCACAAAAAGAAAUGUCUGUACUACUCAACAUGUAUAAAGUUAUCCCAAAAGAUCAAAGAGAUAAAGCAGCACUUCUUCAGUGCGAAGCCAAGCUGCGGGGUGAACUGGCUGAUGCCAGAAAUGAAAUCGAUAAACUUCAUGCAACUAUCAAAGAUCUUCAAUCACAACAAACGAAGAUGCAGCAACAACGGAAGUCAACGUUAACAUCUCCUAUUGAGCCCAAUUUAAAAAUGUCACCUGCCGAACGUUCACUCACUUCCCAUGGAAAUAUUCCACUAUCUCCUUCGAAAACAUGUAAGACUGGGUUGGUUUCUCCUGAAGAAAAAAACUCGAGUAUAUCUGGAUCUCUGCCGAUCACGUCUUGUGGAAAAUCUAAAAUUUCUGCUUCUGAUUGGCAAAUAUCAGAGUUGCAAAUGGAACUGUAUAUAGUUCGACGUAAAAGUCAAUCUGUUGAGGAGCAGUUAAAACUUCACCAACAACGACUUGUAGCUGCCAAGCAACAAGAGGAUGUACUAUUGAAGGAAAUGGAAAUUACUGUUCAAGCAUUUGAAGAUGCACAAGAACAAAACGUUCGUCUUGUUAAAACAUUACGAGAAAAAGAUGAUGCUCACCUAAAGUUAAUGGCAGAAAGAAUGAAAACUGCUCAACUUGCUCGUUUACUGAAGGAAGACAAACAGCUUUUAGAAGAACAGAUACGUCUGAUGCAAGCAAAAAUUGAAGCGUUAAACCGUGCAGUUCUAAAACAGGAAGAAAAAGAACGUUUAUUGUUAACCAAUUUAGCAACCUUAGAGAAAGAGGCAUCAGCUAGACAAAAAUCACAGGAAGCCUAUAAACGAAAAGCUUUGGAAAGUCAACAAGUCUCUGAAGACUUAAAAGUCACUGUUCAAAAGUAUCAAAGUCAACUAAAAGAUGCUCAAACUACUGUUCAGGAGAAAGCGUCCGCUUUUGAACGCGUUUCUUUCGGUCAUCAGCGUUUACAAGAAGAACUUGUCACUGUGCGCAGAAAAUACGAACGGUUACGCAAGAUCGAACAGUCUCAUAACGCUGAUGAAUUUUUAUUGGCUGAAAUUCAAGAUUAUAAAGAGCAACUUACAUGUCCAACGUGUAAAAUCAACAGAAAGGAUGCUAUUCUAACUAAAUGUUUCCAUGUGUUCUGUUUGAAUUGUCUAAAAGUUCGGUAUGAAACACGAAAUCGUAAAUGUCCAAAGUGCAAUGCAACAUUUGGUGCCAACGAUUAUCAUCGUAUAUACCUCACCUAA
This is a messenger RNA of Schistosoma intercalatum, 3321 nucleotides long. The record is from the annotation of a GenBank genome assembly. NCBI's taxonomy places the organism in Eukaryota, Metazoa, Platyhelminthes, Trematoda, Strigeidida, Schistosomatidae.